Dermatophagoides farinae (American house dust mite) is the source of this 697-nucleotide messenger RNA. Its product is annotated as Cell division cycle 42. NCBI's taxonomy places the organism in Eukaryota, Metazoa, Arthropoda, Arachnida, Sarcoptiformes, Pyroglyphidae. Gene Ontology annotation, molecular function: GTP binding; GTPase activity. The record is from RefSeq and is a predicted model, not a curated record. Gene Ontology annotation, biological process: small GTPase-mediated signal transduction.
GAUUUUAACUCGGUGAAUAAAAUCAAAUCAAAAAUAAAAAAGCAGAAGAAAAAUGCAGACAAUUAAAUGUGUUGUUGUUGGUGAUGGUGCUGUUGGUAAAACAUGUUUGCUCAUCUCAUAUACAACAAAUAAAUUCCCUUCUGAAUAUGUGCCUACAGUUUUCGAUAAUUAUGCCGUCACCGUUAUGAUUGGUGGUGAACCAUAUACAUUAGGUUUAUUCGAUACGGCCGGUCAAGAAGAUUAUGAUCGUUUACGUCCAUUAAGCUAUCCACAAACCGAUGUAUUUCUUGUCUGUUUUUCUGUUGUAUCACCAUCAUCGUUUGAAAAUGUUCGUGAAAAAUGGGUACCGGAGAUAACACAUCAUUGCCAGAAAACACCAUUUUUAUUAGUUGGUACACAAAUCGAUCUACGUGAUGAAGCAUCAACAAUAGAAAAAUUAUCGAAAAAUAAACAGAAACCAAUUACACCGGAAGCUGGUGAAAAAUUGGCCAAAGAAUUAAAAGCGGUUAAAUAUGUUGAAUGUUCAGCAUUGACACAGAGAGGAUUAAAAAAUGUAUUUGAUGAGGCAAUUUUGGCCGCAUUGGAACCACCACAACCAAAACGUAAACGAAAAUGUACCAUAAUCUAAAAAUUUCUUCUCCACUAGAGACAGAAUUCAACAAAAAAAAAUAAAAAUAAAACAGGAAUAAAUGAUUUA